UAGAAACAGCUGAGGUAAAAACUGAUAUCAAAUCAAAUAAGGAGAUGCCAACCACUAGCCAGCAAGAGACGCCACCAAAGCAGCAAGUAGUACCCUCCCAAGCUGAGAAAUCGAACCCGGUACAACCACGCCAUCCAAGUGUGGUUAUAUCCAGUAACUUAAAUGCUGCCAAAUGGAUGAACGGGUGUACCAAAGAUGAUUACCAAUCAAUUAUAGAUAUUAGCGAGAUAACUGUAUCAGAGUCUUUAGAGAAAGCCACUUUAGCUGUCGCUACCUCUAAUGCCUUCAACACGAAUUUGAGUGCGAAUCCGGAACCAGCUGUUAAUUGUAUGAGUACAAAGCCUCUAGGUGAUAUAUCGGCUGUUAAUGUGGCGGAUGUAUUGCCUAAAUCUGAAGGAAAUGAACAAAAUACACAACCCACGAACGAAAGGCAAGGAGCUAACGAAGACGAACAAAGAGAAUCUGCUCUCCAAGUCCGGCCUCAAACCUGCGAUGCAGGUAUAAAUGUAAAAUUACCCCUUCUUAUUGAACGAAGAUCAGCUACUGUUCACACAUCUCGUCAUAUUCUAAAUAAGCCGAAGAUAUGUCACGCAGAAACCGCAGAUUGUCUAUACGUAUACGAUCGCGCCCGCUGCGUUGUUCAUAGUCAGCGAACCGACACGGGUGUCCAAAUUAAGUCCACACAUUCGAGAUUUGGGCAGGAAAAUAAAGUAAAACCGUGGCAAGAUAAUCGUACAGUGGGCUUAGUGACGUCAGUAUUAAAACCACAUUGUAGCCACAAAUACACCAGCGGUUUACUUGGCGAAGUUUUGACUCCCCAAGUGUACAAGACGCUGUACGAAACGUCGAGAUUAAUUGCCAAAGAGCGUUCUUUGUCGAAGGAAAUUGGAAUUGUUGAGAAUAAAGCAGAACGUUCUGUGCAAGUUCUAAGGGAUGAUUGGAGUUGUGUGAUCUGCCCAUAUUGUGCUAAGAAAUUUACAGCCCACGAGUGUGGGAAUUUAGAUGUAAAUAAUGAAUGGUUGGAAGCGGAGCUGGCAACAUGUUGCCGUAACCAUAGCAACUACCUAAUAAAGAAUAUCACUCGUAUGAAGGAUAACAUUAAAAAACAUCUACCAAUAAACCGGGCAGAACGGGACUUCGUCGAAGCGUGCACAAUGAAGCCAAGCGGGCGCCACGACAAGAAUUGUCAAGCAAAAUUCGCCCCAGAAUAUCUCUGCCAAAAUUGUAUUUUACCGCCGACAGCCAGCGCCACGGAUAUACGAGGAGAGGAAAGCCAUGAUUUGCGAACUGUUUACUAUUUUCUUGGCGCCAUCGAAGGGAGAGUACGCAGAUUGAAACAAAAUUUGCAGUCUUAGUUCAAUAGUUUUCCACUAGGUGGCGCUUAACAAUAAUUCUAAUAUAUCAAAAUUUGUAAUCGUAGUUCUGUGUUUUUAGCUAGUUAG
Molecule: messenger RNA, 1442 nt
Organism: Pieris napi
Lineage: Eukaryota; Metazoa; Arthropoda; Insecta; Lepidoptera; Pieridae
Exons: 12
Coding region: 45-1355 (436 amino acids)
Source: RefSeq, a predicted model, not a curated record